Messenger RNA from Gadus macrocephalus (Pacific cod), 4742 nucleotides. RefSeq names its product adaptor related protein complex 1 subunit sigma 1 (gene ap1s1). Lineage: Eukaryota; Metazoa; Chordata; Actinopteri; Gadiformes; Gadidae. The transcript is spliced from 5 exons. The coding region runs from base 218 to 694 and encodes 158 amino acids. The record is from RefSeq and is a predicted model, not a curated record. Gene Ontology annotation, molecular function: clathrin-cargo adaptor activity. Gene Ontology annotation, cellular component: AP-1 adaptor complex; intracellular membrane-bounded organelle; membrane coat. Gene Ontology annotation, biological process: intracellular protein transport; vesicle-mediated transport.
ACAGCUGACGCCGACUCUGCCGCUUAUGCCGCCGCUGCUGCUCAGUGUCUGCGCGCCUCCGUCGGACCCCAGAGGAAGGCAAUGGACUGUUAACGUGGGACCCCCGCGUCGGACCCCAGCCGUCGACCCCCCCCCACUCUCCCCCACUGACACUUUGUAUCAAUCGACUGAGCGCGAGGCGGGCUGAGAGGAAGAGGACCGCGGCGGCGGGGAGAGAAUGAUGCGGUUCAUGCUGCUGUUCAGCCGACAGGGCAAGCUGCGCCUGCAGAAGUGGUACACGGCCACGGCGGAGCGGGACAAGAAGAAGAUGGUGCGGGAGCUGAUGCAGGUGGUGCUAGCCCGCAAGCCCAAGAUGUGCAGCUUCCUCGAGUGGAGGGACCUGAAGAUCGUCUACAAGAGGUACGCCAGCCUGUACUUCUGCUGUGCGGUGGAGGAGCAGGACAACGAGCUCAUCACCCUGGAGGUCAUCCACCGCUUCGUGGAGCUGCUGGACAAGUACUUUGGCAGCGUGUGCGAGCUGGACAUCAUCUUUAACUUCGAGAAGGCCUACUUCAUCCUGGAUGAGUUCCUGAUGGGCGGAGAGAUCCAGGACACGUCGAAAAAGAGCGUCCUCAAGGCCAUCGAACAGGCGGACCUUCUGCAAGAGGAGGACGAGUCCCCCCGCAGUGUGCUGGAGGAGAUGGGCCUGGCCUAGUGCCUCUCUCCCUCCACACACCGGCCCAUCACCGGGGCCACAGUGGCUGGAGGUUCUCUGGAUGCCUAGACGGGGGCCAGGUGACAAAGACUUUGGCACCAGGGUGGUCAUGGGGGGGGGGGGGGGGGGGGGUGUAGGCUCGGGAAACUUCCACACAACAUGCUCUGCUUUUGACUAUAGAACACUCACACUCACACUCACACACACACACGCACACACACACACACACACACACACACGCACACACACACUGGUAUAAAGCUCUUGACCGGGGGUAAGGUGGUGGGCAGUGGGAGGGCCCCUCUUACCACUUGAGAGGUGUUUCUACUGACCGCUCUGUUCCAAGUCUACUUUGUGUUCAGCCAGAGGUUGCAUGGGUUGCUGCCGGUUCCGUGGUUAAAUCUUGACGUCCUUAAGAUAAUCAACAGGUGGUAAUGCUCUGAGGACAACAUGACCGAGGGACUCAAAGGGAAUAAUUUAUUCAGAGGUUUUAUGAGGGAUUCUAAAGGGCUUCCUCCUUUUGGCUAACUGACAGUUGGCCACUACCUGGUCGAGGGCGAAUUUUUAACCUUUAACUGUUGUCUUUCCUUGUUGUAAUAGCCGUGAUUCAAAAGGUUAAAGUACAUCCCAGGCGUGAUUCAGUCGACUAAAGGCCGGUUCUCAAACGGUUCCUGGAUCUGGUCUCCUAGAGCCGCACCUGGCUAGCGUAGUUUUAAACUUUAAGGACGUCAACAAACUCACGACUGUAGGGGUACUGACUGUAUUAUAGUCCCUUCACCUCCGUCUCUGCUUAAUACCAGUGCUACCACAGCGAGGAACCUCCUGUCGACUACUUGAAAUCAACGUUCCUUAAAUCUUCUUCAAAACUUAAGUCUCGUUUCGCUGGGCUCAGUCCGAUGGGAUGUAAAGCCAACCGUAUCGGGUAACCGUGAGGUUUAAACGUUAUUUUAUACCAACGAUAUAAAUACAGAGGAACUGACAUUCAAAUCCGUGAUUGACAGGUCUGUCUUUGACCCCCAGUGAACGAUGACAUCACCCCAUUACCCGUCUCCCAACGGGGCGACUCAAACCGUUGCGUGAUUGGUUUUCUAUCUGCUUGUGAUUGUAUGCAAGUGGUGACCAAACCUUUGCAUUAACUUUUGAAGUCGCAAUGCACUCAUCAGCAUCUUCAAGUAAAUACAUGGAUUAUAGUAAUCACACUUCGAGUUAUUUUGAAAUACACUCGAUGUCUAUUUAUUGUGCCUGUGUAUACGAAUUGCAUAUAACGACAUGUUUGGUAGAGACACUCUUAGAUUAAUUGCAGAUUGUUCCGGUUAUCGCUCUGCAAGGAGAUCAAUAAUCGACUGUUUCCACGCGAGAGCAGCAGUAGACAUUCACUGCCCGCGGUCAUGGGAGUGGACCCAGGACGUACCUCACGUACCUCGGCCCCUCCCCUUUCUCGGACACACCUUUUGAGGUUGAGAGUUGGAGAUCCCAUCUCUCCCCAGCGUGUCCGAGCAGGUACGACUGGCUCACCACACAGAGACUUGAGCUCAGUUGGUCUAGUGGGCUGUGAACCUUUCCCUUUUUGUGGUUGUGUUCAGCGCACUUUGCGCUACUCGCAGGAUGCGACCCAUUUCCUGAUUUUAGAAAAAUUGAAUUUUGUUUGAACAUAUAUCCUUGAAUGAAUUCACAAAAUUGUACUCUCAAUAAUGUUUUAAUCGUGUUUUAAAAGUUUCAAUAAUGUACAAUGGAGUUUAGGGGCAAUAAUGACAAUGAUAUAUUGCUAUAGCUGUACUUAUUCAAUAUAUACAUUACCGAGAAAACGAUCAUCAUGUCUUGCUUUGCAUCCAUGUUUUAUUUUUGCUUACGUAGGUUAUUUUGGUUUCUGGGUUUCUUAGGAGUGUGUUUUCAUGACGCAGUGUGUGCUUUUUGUGGAGUUUUUUUUCGCAGUUUUCGAUCCUGUCUAUAGAAGGUGCAUUGUGUUGAGGUGUAACUAGAACAUUGGGACAACGCAGGCGUGGAGGAGGUGUGGGUCAGCAGGGAGGCCGCCGUGGCAGAAACACUCUUGCCUCGGUGGCUUGGCCUGCUGAAACGGCCUCUCUGGCCACCAUGGGAAAAGGAAUUGUAGUGCAAUAUAUAAAAGUAGUGUCUGACUGCGCGCUCCCGUGGAGUUAGUCCUGACGGGCAGAGCAGCGUGGGUCCUCGCCCCCAACGGGGAGCAGGAAGUGUGGGACAAUCCCGCGGUCCUGCGCUCUGGAAUGCUCACCGCGGAGACAAAAGCCUCGCCCCCGACCGCCGGUCGCUCCACCCCCCCCCCCGCUGCGCUCUGAAUGUCAAGCGGCCGUUUCCAAGAAUUUAAUAAGGGCUCAGUGUGAACUCGUGACCUUGAAAUGUGGCGGCUACACGCCGGCGGACUUUCUACCAAAUGACAUCUGCAGCGCAUUUUGAAAUGAGUCAGUUUUGAACGGACGUAUCUUCACGUUGGGCAGCCAAUCAGCUGUGUCCUUUGGUCGCUACACCCUGGUGAUAAACCAGUCUCGUAGUGUCAGGAGGUCACGGACUAACCAUACUGUUCCCGCCUUGCCUUGUCCAACCGCUCAGACGAUGUGAAACUUUUUUUUUCACAUGUGAGAAUGUGAAAAAAAAUCGUAGUGCUCGAUGCUUAACGUACUUCACCUGACUGGACGGUCCCACACCUCAAGCCGCCAGUAGGGGGAGCUAUACUCUGGCUGUCUUCUACCUACUGGGACAAUCAUUCAACGGACCGACCAAGUUUAUAACUGGAGAGGAAACAUUCUCUUUGGGAGAAAAAUAACAUACAUCUUGAAUCACUUUUAUGUAAAAUGCGUUGCAGUGUAAAUUCUUAGGAUGCAGAAUUCAUUACUCUUACUCCAGUUUUCUUGUGGAGAAGUCGAUACCACGGUAUGCAAAUGCAUCAACCGCUAUAGGGAAAAGGUUGGGCGACAUUCACACGAAGAUGUAAAAUAUGUGGGGUCCUUUCUAUAUAAUCAUUUACUAUUGGUUUCCUUAUUUGGCGCACUCUACCUGGUUAUCUGCUUUCCAGUGUGUGUGUGUGUGUGUGUGUGUGUGUGUGUGUGUGUGUGUGUGUGUGUGUGUGUGUGUGUGUGUGUGUGUGUGUGUGUGUGUGUGUGUGUGUGUGUUAAAACAACAAGUGUCUUUAUGUAAUCGUUAACUUUGCUUUGUCAUUACUUUUUGUAACGCCAUGGAAGACUAAUUAAAAAGGGAUAAUCUUUACACUCGGAUGCAGUGAAUACUAUUUCGCCUCCUUUGUUUAUGACAUACAUGUUGGUAAUUGUUGCCUUUGUAGGAUGCUUAAUGUAUUUUAAGUGUUAACCCUGAACAUAUUUUCAAUGUUUUAUCUUUCUUUGGUUUAUAGGUACAACUUUAUUUCGAUCCACUAGUUUUACCGACUGUUUUAAUAGUGUCCCUUCCUGUCUGCUGCUGGGCCGUCGAUCUCUUCACCUCAUGAAGGAGGGACUCGGGAUUCAUUCAUUCAUUCAAUGGUUUUCCUGACCGUGUGGACAAGCACUACAGGCCAUACAAGUGCACUGUUUUCUCAUUCAUCUCCGACCGAGAGUGGCGGGGGGAGAGAGAGUUGGGGGAGAGAGAAAGUGGGAGAGAGUUUAGGAAAGCUGGGUUUCAAGGAUGAGCUUCUUUGAGGGUUUACACGGUCCAUAUUGAACGCCGGUUCAGCACGUGAUCAAUUUAUUAAUUAGCCAUGAGCCAAUUAAUCAAUUGAUCCUGUUACCGGGACAGAUGAGCCUAUGAUCUGUCGCGGCAACAGGCUCAUGCUAAAUUAUUAAUUGUUUUUUGGCCACCUUUUUCAGUUUGCAAGGCGACAUCCAUCUCUAGUACGAAGUGUGAAGUGAACCUGAUUGAAAAGCAAAUCCAUCGCUGAGUGACCAUCGCUCGUUGUGUUGGGGCAACGACCCUGUGUUGUGUUCACUUCUCACUGGUCAACGACUUAACAAUCUCUGAAGCUCUCGAACAUGACUCAACCUUUGAAUGUAAAUUUAUACUGACAUUAAAUACGGUUUUAAACGAA